Macrobrachium nipponense is the source of this 747-nucleotide messenger RNA. RefSeq names its product ribosome biogenesis protein SLX9 homolog. Gene Ontology annotation, cellular component: preribosome, small subunit precursor; nucleolus; 90S preribosome. Gene Ontology annotation, biological process: maturation of SSU-rRNA from tricistronic rRNA transcript (SSU-rRNA, 5.8S rRNA, LSU-rRNA). Lineage: Eukaryota; Metazoa; Arthropoda; Malacostraca; Decapoda; Palaemonidae. The coding region runs from base 85 to 738 and encodes 217 amino acids. The transcript has 5 exons. The record is from RefSeq and is a predicted model, not a curated record.
CGAUAAUCACUCAUUUCUAGCUCAAGGAAUUAUAAGAUAAAACGUAGUAGGUGUAGUUGGACUGACUGAAGAGGCAUUUCAAUCAUGGGAAAAAUUAAGAGGAUUCGACAGAAAUACCACGCCACUCUCAAGAAGGAAAAUGGCAAGGAAUCACAGCCUACCAUUCAAGCUUCAAGUGAGCAACAGCUGAAGCCUGUGAUUGAAACGACAGAUGCUGUGUCUUCACAAAGUGAUAAUUUGUUUUCUGGGAUAAAGAUUAGAUUGGAAGAUAUCAAGAACUCAUCAGAAACUCUGGCACAUGACGAUUUUGAUAAAAUGAGUAUUUCGUCAGCCUUAGUAGGGAAGCAACAUGAAGGCGUUUCAAAAAAAGAACGAAGAAAGCAAAGGAGGGAAGAAUUGUUGAAAACAAUUGAUACCGUAAGGGCAUGUGAAAGAGAAGCCAAGGAAAGAAAAAAAAGAGAGAAAACAGCAAUUGUUGGAGAUGUCCAUCCAUUGCUCAAUGCCCUUCCAUCGUUAGAGGAAGUUCUUGCUGUAUCUUAUCAGAAUAAACGCCCUGUUUCUAAUAAAGUUAGGUCAACCAAAAAGCAGAAAAAGGCAACAGAAGAAAUGAUGGCUGACAUACAAAUGUUUGUUGCAGUGAACAAAGACCAAGAAUUUAUCAAAGAUCCCUUUGCAGCAGCUUCUAAAGCAGUACAAAAUAGAGUUUUAUAUGAAGAUGAACAGAAUAAUAAAAAGUAAGAAGAUUUA